CUUCACGAUUUUAAACAUCCUGGAAAGGUGAAAUCCAGAAAUCGAGAAGCCAAAACGAGUAUCUCUUCUGAGUGCUCUCUCCAACUCCCAUGGCUCCUUCCUUCAUUUUUCCACCAAAUCUUCAAGCCCUAGAAAACGAAAGCCAUGACGGACGUCUCUGUGCUCAAAAUCCGAUCGACAUCUCCUCUCUUCGUUCCUCUGAACUUGAAGAAUUCGUCAGAGGUGUUUCAUUUGAUCUCUCUGAUAAAGAGCUUUUCUGUGUUGAAGAGCAAGACGUGUUUGACCGUGUGUAUUCGUUAAUCAAAGGUUUCUCAACUCUCACCCCAUCUUGUAAAUUAAAUCUUGUAGAGAGUCUUAGGUCCAAUCUCAGUGUUCUUCUUCCAAAUGUGGAUUCACUAUCGCGAGUUUCUCAAGAUCAUGCUGAGGAUGUACCAAUACUUGACCGGGUGGCCUCACAUCGGAAUGCUUUUAAAAUUUAUACAUUUUUCCUCCUCAACAUCAUCCUCAUUGAGGAGUCUAAUAUUGGUGUCAACAAGUCCAAGGCAACACUGAGUAGUAGGAAGAAACAACCUAUACACUCAUGGAAUUGGGAACCACAGAGGGGUCGGAUACUCAACUUAAUAGCUAAUUCACUAGAGAUCAACCUUCCAUUGCUCUUUGGGUCAUCAGACCCCGAUGAAAAUUACUUAUCUUUCAUUGUAAAGAAUGUAUUCUCUAUGUUUGAGAACGCAAUACUGUUGAAAGAUUCAGAGACAAAAGAUGCUCUCUGUCGUAUAAUUGGGACAUGUGCUACCAAGUAUCACUACAUGGCGCAAUCAUGUGCAUCAAUUUUACACCUGAUGCACAAGCAUGAUUUUGUUAUCACCCCUAUGGCUGAUGCAGUUGCCAGUGCUGAGAAGAAAUAUGCUGAUGGAAGUUUGGCCAGUUCUCUUAUCCGAGAGAUUGGAAGGACCAACCCAAAAGACUACGUGAAAGACACUGUUGGGGCUGAAAAUAUAGGACGCUUUCUUGUGGAGCUCGCUGACAGGCUCCCAAAGUUGAUUUCAACCAACAUUGGUCUCUUGGUCCCUCACUUUGGCGGAGAAUCUUAUAAGAUAAGGAAUGCUCUUGUUGGUGUGUUGGGGAAGUUGGUUAUGAAAGCCUUUAAGAAUGUUGAGGGUGAAGUAAGUUCAAAAUCUAUUCAGCUUCGAACCAAGCAAGCCAUGCUGGAAAUAUUGCUGGAGCGAUGUCGAGAUGUUUCAGCUUAUACCAGGAGUCGGGUUCUUCAGGUUUGGGGUGAACUAUGUGAAGAACAUUCUGUUUCAAUUGGCAUGUGGAAUGAGGUUGCUGCAGUUGCUGCAGGGAGGUUGGAGGAUAAGAGUGCAAUUGUAAGAAAAUCUGCUCUGAAUUUACUUAUCAUGAUGCUGCAGCAUAACCCUUUUGGGCCACAACUUCGAAUAGCUUCUUUUGAAGCAACCUUAGAGCAGUACAAGAAGAAGUUGAAUGAACUUCAACCAAAUCUGGCUUCAGAGAGUGUUUUAGAUGGGCUACCCUCUGAUGGUGAUACCUGCAAUGGAGAUGGUGAAGUUGACAGUGUAAUGAGGGAGGUGGGCCAGGUGGCCAAGGGGCAGCAAGAUAGUUUAACUGAUAGCUGUUUGCCCCAUACAGCAGAAGGAAUUGUUGAGAAUGAUAGUCCUGUGCCAGAUGUUGGGAAUUUGGAGCAGACCAGGGCCCUGGUUGCAUCACUUGAGGCUGGCUUGAGAUUUUCUAAGUGUGUUUCUGCAACAAUGCCCACCCUUGUUCAACUGAUGGCUUCAUCUUCUGCUACUGACGUAGAGAACACAAUUCUCUUAUUGAUGCGGUGCAAACAGUUCCAAGUUGAUGGCUCAGAAGCCUGCCUCCGGAAGAUGUUACCACUGGUAUUUUCUCAGGACAAAUCCACUUAUGAAGCUGUAGAGAAUGCGUUUGUUACAAUAUAUAUAAGGAAAAGUUCCAUGGAGACUGCCAAAAAUCUUUUGAAUCUUGCCAUAGAUUCAAAUAUUGGAGAUCUUGCAGCCCUGGAGUUCAUAGUUGGUGCUUUGGUGUCCAAGGGUGAUAUAUCUACCAGCAUGAUUUCAGCACUAUGGGAUUUCUUUUGCUUUAAUGUUAGCGGAACCACUGCAGAGCAAAGCCGGGGUGCUUUAUCUGUCCUUUGCAUGGCAGCAAAAUUAUCCCAUGGGAUUCUUGUUUCACACUUACAGGACAUCAUAGACAUAGGGUUUGGUCGUUGGGCAAAAGUGGAACCUUUGCUUGCCAGAACCGCAUGCGUUGCCCUUCAGAGGUUGUCUGAAGCGGACAAGAAAAAACUACUGUCUAGUAAUGGAACCCGGAUAUUUGGUAUUCUGGAAAGCUUAAUCACCAGUUUUUGGUUGCCAGAAAACAUAUGGUAUGCUGCUGCCGAUAAAGCUAUUGGUGCUAUUUAUGUAAUUCAUCCAACUCCUGAAACCUUAGCUUCUGACCUGGUGCAAAAGUCUCUUAGUUCUGUAUUUGAUUGUGGUGGAGGAGAUGAGUUGCAAAAUGACAUUGAAAAUGGUGGCAGCAGUGUCCUUUCAACUGUUCAAGUCACAAAACUUAGUAGAUAUUUAUUUAUAGUAAGCCAUGUUGCCAUGAACCAAUUGACGUAUAUUGAGUCAUGUGUCCGAAGGAUCCAGAAACAGAAGGCAAAGAAAGAUAAGAUAGAUGCUGAGAGCCAGUAUGUUCCUAAUGGCAUGGCACCUGCUGAUGCGGUUAAGGAGAAUGGUAUCAAUGCUGAGUUAGGUCUUGCUGCAUCUGAAGAUGCUAUACUUGAUUCACUUUCCGAAAGGGCAGAGAAAGAAAUUAUUUCUGGUGGUUCUGCUGAGAAGAAUUUGAUUGGCCACUGUGCACCUUUCCUGUCGAAGCUUUGUAGAAAUUUUAGUUUAAUGCAAAAGUAUCCAGAACUACAGGCAUCUGGAAUGCUUGCACUAUGUCGAUUUAUGAUUAUUGAUGCCAAUUUUUGUGAAGCAAAUCUCCAGCUUCUCUUCACUGUUGUGGAGAAUGCACCAUCAGAAACUGUUCGUUCCAAUUGUACUAUAGUGCUUGGUGAUUUAGCAGUUCGUUUCCCUAAUCUGUUAGAGCCAUGGACCGAAAACAUGUAUGCUCGGUUACAGGAUUCGUCAGUGUCUGUCAGAAAAAAUGCUGUUUUGGUUCUUUCUCAUCUCAUAUUAAAUGAUAUGAUGAAGGUUAAAGGUUAUAUAAAUGAAAUGGCCAUGAGAUUAGAAGAUGAAGAUGAAAGAAUUUCAAAACUGGCCAAACUUUUCUUUCAUGAAUUGUCUAAGAAAGGAAGCAAUCCAAUAUAUAAUCUACUUCCGGAUAUCCUUGGCAAAUUAUGUAACCGGAAUUUGAAGAGGGAGUCAUUCUGCAAUAUCAUGCAGUUCUUAAUAGGUUCUAUUAAGAAGGACAAACAAAUGGAAGCUCUGGUUGAAAAGCUUUGCAAUCGGUUUAGUGGAGUCACAGAUGUUAGACAAUGGGAAUAUGUAUCAUAUUGCCUGUCUCAGCUGGCAUUCACUGAAAAGGGCAUGAAAAAGCUCAUGGAGUCAUUCAAAACAUAUGAGCAUGCCCUAUCUGAGGAUUCUGUGAUGGACCAUUUCAAAAACAUAAUUAGCAAGAGUAAGAAGUUUGCAAAACCGGAACUGAAGUCUUGCAUCGAGGAGUUUGAGGAGAAGCUUAAUAAAUUCCAUGUGGAACGGAAGGAACAAGAGGUUACUGCAAGAAAUGCCCAAGUACAUCAACAGAAAGUUGGUAGCUUGGAAAGUCUUAUGGUAGAUGGGAGCACUGUAGAAGAAUGUCAAGAGGCUGAUGUUGUUGAAGAUGGAGAAGUCAUUGAUCCAUCCUUGAAAGGCAUGACCCAGUCUCUGAAUGAUGUAUCAAAAUCAAGAACUUCAAAGGUAGAAGAAUAUUCUGAUGUGUCCAGUGAAGUGAUUGAAUCAGAACAAGGUGAAAGCGAAAUUCAAUCAGCAAAAGUUCAUCUAAGAGGUUCCUCCAAGUCAAGAGGAAAAAAAACCAACAUGAAAGAUCAAAAGAGGGACACUUCCACGUCCAUGUCCACAAGAAGAAAUCUUAGGUCAGUUUAAAGGUAGAAGGAAGAGGGAGAAUUAUUACAAUCACUUCUUUGUUUUGCUUUUUGUAUUUGUUGAAAGUAAAGCAGGAAGUUUCCUUUGUAGUUGAGCAUCUCCAGAUCUGUAAUAUUUUGGUUGUAGUAUGAGAAAUUGAAUGACAAACCUCUGGAAAUGUUUAGAAUUUGCAGGUCAAGAGAUUGACCAACAGUGCUGGAAUUAUAAAUGUCGAUUGAUUCCAGUGUAAUACGAAAACCUUGGAGUUUUUCUUUUUGGAGCUGCUUAAUUCCAACAAAAAGGAAUUAUGUUGAAAUAAUUAUUUCAUAUAUUUCAAACUAUGUAUGAUUUUUUUUU
Molecule: messenger RNA, 4445 nt
Organism: Vitis riparia (riverbank grape)
Lineage: Eukaryota; Viridiplantae; Streptophyta; Magnoliopsida; Vitales; Vitaceae
Product: condensin complex subunit 1
Biological process (GO): mitotic cell cycle; meiotic chromosome condensation; mitotic chromosome condensation
Cellular component (GO): condensed chromosome, centromeric region; nucleus
Molecular function (GO): histone binding
Source: RefSeq, a predicted model, not a curated record